Messenger RNA from Jatropha curcas, 1912 nucleotides. Its product is annotated as cytokinin dehydrogenase 3-like. Gene Ontology annotation, molecular function: FAD binding; cytokinin dehydrogenase activity. Gene Ontology annotation, biological process: cytokinin metabolic process. Lineage: Eukaryota; Viridiplantae; Streptophyta; Magnoliopsida; Malpighiales; Euphorbiaceae. The record is from RefSeq and is a predicted model, not a curated record.
CAAAAAGAAAACCAGUUGAGCUCCAGGUAAUUAGGUAUCUUCAUCACCAAGAUGACCACCCAAAAAAUAAAAAAUGACUGUAAAACCGACUCUUUCUAUAUGAUGAAUACAAAAACAAUAAUAAGCCAACCCUAAAGAUUUGUUGCUUGCAAAACCAGUAACCUAUCAUCCUCAUUUAUAAUUAAUUACUUUAAUUUCAUGCAAGCUUACAAAUUCCUUCUACAUAUAUAUACACCAUCACCCCUUCCUUUUCUCUCCACUCUUAACAACAAACAAAACCCAUAUAAUCUCUAUUUACUCUGCAUCGAUCUUCACAAAUCAUGACAAUGGCUAUGAAUUCUCCAUCUCCAAGAAAUUUUCUUGUUGUCGUAUUCAUGAUAACCAAUUUAUUUCCAAAUUUAAGGAUAUCAGAAACCUUAAUUAUUAAUACAUGUCCUACGCCACCUGAGCUAUCAAAUAGGCUUCAGGUGGAUCCUGCCGCCAUAGAAUCAGUCUCUACUGAUUAUGGAAAUAUAGUUCAUGACAAACCGGCUGCUGUUCUUUACCCAACGUCCGUACAAGACAUAUGGAGUCUUGCAAACGCUUCGUUUAGAUGUUCCGUUCCUUAUGGAAUUUCAGCUAGAGGGAAUGGCCAUUGUACCCGUGGACAGGACAUGGCUUACAACGGAGUGGUAGUGGAUAUGAAAGGUUUAAGGGAUAUUGGGAAGGGGAUUAGUAUUAAUAAACAGGGAUUGUUUGCUGAUGUUGGAGGAGAGCAACUAUGGAUUGAUGUGUUAAAUGCAACAGUAAAAGAAGGAGUUGCGCCUGUUUCUUGGACUGACUUUUUGUACCUAAGCGUUGGUGGGACUCUUUCUAAUGCUGGAAUCAGUGGUCAAGCUUUUCGUUAUGGUCCACAGAUUACCAACGUUUACGAAAUGGAUGUUGUUACUGGUAAAGCAGAGCUCAUUACCUGCUCCGCAAAUAACAAUUCAGAGCUGUUUUAUGCUGUUUUGGGCGGUUUAGGUCAAUUUGGAAUUAUAACCAGAGCAAGGAUUGCUUUAGGCCCCGCUCUCAAUAGGGUUGCAUGGGUACAAAUACUUUACAGCAAUUUCACAGAUUUUACAGAAGCCCAAGAAUAUUUUAUUUCACUCCAUGGAAAGAAACAAGGGAAUAAUAUCACUUACCUGGAAGGUGGAAUUUUAUUAGACAAUGGGACUCCUAAUACUUGGAGAACCUUCUUCUUCCCACCAGCUGAUAUUUCUAACAUUACUUCCCUAAUCAAAAGAUAUGGCAUCAUUUACAGUCUAGAACUAGCACUCAGCUAUGACAACACCAGCAAAGGAUCUAUAGAAAAGGAAUUGAAGCGGUUUAUGGAAGGACUUAAGACUGUUCCUCAAUAUAGCUAUGGAAUAGAUGUUUCCUAUAUAGAGUUUCUAACUAGAGUUCAAAUUACAGUGCAGAAGAAUGAAUCACAUCCAUGGCUAAAUCUCUUUAUACCAAAGUCUGGUGUCUCAGACUUCAAUUCUGGUGUCUUUAGAGACAUUAUUCUUAAACAAAAUAUCACCACUGGACCUGUCCUUUUCUACCCCUUGCUCCGUGACAAGUGGGAUGAUAGGAUGUCUGCUGCUAUACCAGAUGAAGAUAUUUUCUAUACUGUAGCAAUUUUGUAUACAAGUGGAGUUAAUGAUUGGCAGGUUUACGAGAAUCAAAACAAAGCAAUUUUGGAUUUCUGUGAUAAAGCUGGUAUUAAGAUCAAGCAGUAUCUUCCUAAUUAUGAUACUAAAGAAGAGUGGAUUACACAUUUUGGCUCCAAAUGGGCAACUUUUGAGCAGAGGAAAGCUUUGUUUGAUCCAAAAAUGAUUCUGUCACCAGGACAGAGAAUUUUCAACAAUAUUAGUAUUCAUUUAAAUUAAUUCAUUUAACUUCUUGUAAU